AUGGCGGGGUGCGGGGCCCCCUGGUGCUGCUGCCGGUGCUGCGGGGAGAGGGAGAGCCGCACCCCGGAGGAGCUGACUAUCCUCGGGGAAACACAAGAAGAAGAUGACGAGAUUCUUCCACGCAAGGACUAUGAGAGCUUGGAUUAUGACCGAUGUAUCAAUGACCCCUACUUGGAAGUACUGGAAAGCAUGGACAACAAGAAAGGCCGGAGGUAUGAAGCGGUGAAGUGGGUGAUGGUUUUCGCCAUUGGAGUCUGCACUGGACUGGUGGGUCUAUUUGUCGAUUUCUUUGUGCGACUCUUUUCCCAACUUAAAUUCCAUGUGGUGCAAACCUCGGUGGAGGAGUGCAGCGAGAAGGGCUGCCUUGCCGUGUCCCUGCUGGAGCUGCUGGGGUUUAACCUGACCUUCAUCUUCCUUGCCAGCCUUCUUGUCCUGAUCGAGCCCGUGGCAGCCGGCUCUGGAAUUCCGGAGAUUAAGUGUUACCUGAACGGAGUGAAGGUGCCAGGGAUAGUCCGUCUCCGGACGCUGGUGUGCAAAGCUGUGGGGGUACUCUUCAGCGUAGCCGGAGGUCUCUUUGUAGGGAAGGAGGGCCCCAUGAUACACAGUGGCGCUAUUGUGGGGGCUGGCUUGCCUCAGUUCCAGAGCAUCUCCUUUAGGAAGAUCCAGUUUAACUUUCCCUAUUUCCGAAGUGACAGGGACAAAAGGGACUUUGUAUCUGCAGGGGCCGCCGCAGGGGUUGCUGCAGCUUUUGGGGCCCCAAUCGGGGGCACCCUGUUCAGCUUGGAAGAGGGUUCCUCCUUCUGGAACCAGGGGCUCACGUGGAAAGUGCUCUUCUGUUCCAUGGCUGCCACCUUCACCCUGAACUUCUUCCGCUCCGGGAUUCAGUUCGGAAGUUGGGGAUCUUUCCAGCUACCUGGGCUGCUAAACUUCGGGGAGUUCAAGUGUUCUGACUCUGAUAAAAAAUGCCACCUCUGGACGGCCAUGGACUUGGGGUUCUUCAUUAUGAUGGGGAUUGUAGGAGGCCUUCUUGGAGCCACCUUCAACUGCCUGAAUAAGAGGCUGGCGAAAUACCGCAUGCGGAACGUGCAUCCAAAGCCGAAGCUGGUCAGAGUCUUGGAGAGCCUGCUGGUGUGUCUAACAACCACCGUUGUAGUGUUCGUAGCUUCCAUGAUUCUAGGAGAAUGCCGGCAGAUGUCUUCCACCAAUCCUAGUGGCAACAGCACUCUGAGCCUUCAGGUAACACUCGACGUGAAUUCAAGCAUCAAGACUUUCUUCUGCCCCAAUGAAACCUACAAUGACAUGGCAACGCUCUUCUUCAACCCCCAGGAGUCAGCCAUCCUGCAGCUCUUCCACCAGGAUGGUACUUUCAGCCCAGUCACGCUCUCCCUGUUCUUCCUUCUCUAUUUCUUACUCUCCUGCUGGACGUAUGGGAGCUCUGUGCCCAGUGGUCUCUUUGUACCGUCACUGCUUUGUGGGGCUGCCUUCGGACGCCUGGUUGCCAACCUCCUCAAAAGCUACAUUGGGCUGGACCACAUCUACUCGGGGACCUUUGCACUGAUUGGUGCGGCGGCGUUCCUGGGAGGCGUGGUCCGCAUGACGAUUAGCCUCACCGUCAUCCUGAUAGAAUCCACCAAUGAGAUCACGUACGGGCUUCCGAUAAUGAUCACCCUGAUGGUAGCCAAAUGGACAGGAGACUUCUUUAACAAGGGCAUCUACGACAUCCAUGUGACCCUGCGAGGGGUGCCGCUGCUGGAGUGGGAGACGGAGGUGGAAAUGGACAAGCUGAGAGCCAGCGAUAUCAUGGAGCCCAACCUGACGUACGUGUAUCCCCACACCCGGAUCCAGUCGCUGGUCAGUAUCCUGCGCACGACGGUCCAUCACGCCUUCCCUGUGGUGACGGAGAACCGGGGGAACGAGAAGGAGUUCAUGAAGGGGAACCAGCUGAUCAGCAACAACAUUAGAUUCAAGAAAUCCAGCAUCCUCACCAGAGCUGGAGAGCAGCGCAAGCGGAGCCAGUCCAUGAAAUCUUACCCCUCGAGCGAGCUGCGCAACAUGUGUGAUGAGCACGUAGCGCCAGAGGAGCCGCCCGAGAAGGAGGAUCUGCUGCAGCAGAUGCUAGAGAGACGAUACACUCCCUACCCCAACCUGUACCCAGACCAGUCCCCCAGUGAAGAGUGGACCAUGGAGGAACGCUUCCGACCUCUGACCUUCCACGGCUUGAUCUUGCGCUCGCAGCUGGUUACCCUGCUCGUCCGAGGAGUCUGUUACUCUGAGAGUCAGUCGAGCACCAGCCAGCCUCGACUGUCGUACGCCGAGAUGGCUGAGGAUUACCCCCGUUACCCUGAUAUUCAUGACCUGGACCUCACGCUGCUGACCCCACGCAUGAUAGUGGACGUCACCCCUUACAUGAACCCAUCUCCCUUCACGGUCUCCCCUAACACUCAUGCCUCGCAAGUCUUCAACCUCUUUAGGACAAUGGGGCUCAGGCACUUACCAGUGGUGAAUGCGGUGGGAGAGAUUGUUGGAAUAAUAACUCGGCACAACCUGACUCAUGAAUUUCUGCAGGCAAGACUGAGACAGCACUACCAGACCAUCUGACCCUGCUGUCGGUAUGGCUCCCUCCUUCCUCCAAGCCUGCACGUGCCCUCGCUUUCUGCUUGGAUGCCCCAGGUCCAAGGACACGAUGGUUGGCUUCUCUCUCACACAGUCCGGGGAUCAGAGAACAUCUCGCUGGCAGAGAGUAGAAGAGUUAUCUAAGUCCUGAGCUGCUGGCCA
Messenger RNA from Emys orbicularis (European pond turtle), 2775 nucleotides. RefSeq names its product chloride voltage-gated channel 6 (gene CLCN6). The record is from RefSeq and is a predicted model, not a curated record. Gene Ontology annotation, molecular function: voltage-gated chloride channel activity. The transcript has 23 exons. Lineage: Eukaryota; Metazoa; Chordata; Testudines; Emydidae. Gene Ontology annotation, biological process: chloride transport; transmembrane transport. Bases 1 to 2598 code for a protein of 865 amino acids. Gene Ontology annotation, cellular component: lysosomal membrane; intracellular membrane-bounded organelle.